Ficedula albicollis (Collared flycatcher) is the source of this 1065-nucleotide messenger RNA. It is a transcript of the gene CEP19, whose product is annotated as centrosomal protein 19. Gene Ontology annotation, biological process: microtubule anchoring at centrosome; trans-Golgi to periciliary membrane compartment transport. The coding region runs from base 1 to 636 and encodes 211 amino acids. NCBI's taxonomy places the organism in Eukaryota, Metazoa, Chordata, Aves, Passeriformes, Muscicapidae. The transcript has 3 exons. The record is from RefSeq and is a predicted model, not a curated record. Gene Ontology annotation, cellular component: spindle pole; centrosome; centriole.
AUGGCAACCACCCAGGGAGGCGGGAGCGGCCCGGGGGAGGAGCUGCAGGAGGAGGAGGAGGAGGAGGAGGAAGAAGAAGUGGCUUUCUGUGCCGCCCGAGGGAGUGCUGCUGAGGGCUCUGAUGGAGCUGCAGCCGGUGCUGUGAUGACUUUCAGCGCUCAGAAGUGUGGGAUCUGCUUCCAGCCCCCCUCCAUCAUCCUCAUCUACAGAGACAACAGCCAGGACAAGACUCGCCAGCGCAUCAUGCCCGUCAGGAAUUUCUCCAGGUUCUCAGACUGCAGCAGGGCUGCUGAGCAGCUGAAGAACAACCCUCGGCACAAGGCCUACCUGGAAGGGGUCUCGCUGCGCCAGCUCCAGAAGCUCUACAGUUUGCUCAGGGGUCACUUGGAAGGACAGAGCCUGGCUGAGAGCUUGGAAAAGUUUCAGCAGGAACAGACCAUUGACCCAGAGGAGGAUAUGAACAAACUGGAUGACAAGGAGCUGGCCAAAAGGAAGAGCAUCAUGGAUGAGCUCUUCGAAAAGAACAGGAAGAAGAAGGAUGACCCUGACUUCGUUUACAACGUUGAGGUGGAGUUCCCACUGGAUGAGCAGCUGGAGUCCUGUACUUGGGACAUGGAGUCAGAUGAAGAAAUCUGAUUGCAGACAAAGAGGGGCAGUUCAGAGACAAAUCUCAGCAGGCCAGCAAGAGAGAACAAUGUCAUCAUACGUGUUCUGCCCACGUUGGCUCGGAGAACCCGAGGUGCCACAGCAACCCAGGCUUAAGUGAGCUUUGUUUAAGAAGCCAGACUUGAUUAAAUGGAAACUGGGCAGCUGAAAUUGUUGGCUGGUUUUAGUCUUUUCCUACAUAAAUUAGUUUUGAAUUAUUUAAUCUUUCAAUUUUUUACAUUUCAGUCAGCUUUGGUUGAAAAUGAAGCAUUAAAUAUUCAUGUCCUGAAGACACUGUUAAAGCUGUACUGUACAAAUAGGGUGAUUAUUAUUGCCUGCUGGGAAGUUAAAUAUGUAUCAGUCAUUCUGGAUAAAUCAACUCUGCAUUGAGAAUAUUGCUCUCACAUUUCCCUAGCAAUG